CAAUAUAAAUAACAGUUAACAGAUUUAUUUUGACUGGUUUGUGUUGUCGUGCAGUAGAAAAAUCAUGGGACAUUAUCACAUCUGUUACUACAGCAUACUAGCUCUAAUCCUUUUGGCAACUUUCAAAUCAGCCCUAAGUAGUUGCCAAGGUGAUCAAAUUUACUACAUUAAACAUCGAUAUUCAGGCUUUACUAUAGAUGCUUCCACAACCAUUUUAACUCUUCAAGUAUUUGAUGGAUCAGCUGACCAGCAGUUUACAUUUGUUUGCGCUUCUCGAGUGCCGGGAAUAUUUUACAUUGUGCAUGCCUCAACCGGACUGGUGUUAGAGGGCACUGAUGGACCGAUUUCUCUAAAUAAAUUAGAAAAUUCUACUUACCAACAAUGGCAACUUAAUGCUGAUGGACGCAUUUCAAGCAGAGGAGGGACAUUAGAUAUAGUAAAUGGAUACUUCGUCCCAGGAAGCACAUUGCAGCUAGCCGGAGAAAACGGAACACCAUCUCAAUAUUUUUUCAUUGACGAAAAAAUGUAACUUUUUUUAUUAAUUGUUAAUUUUUAACUAUUUCAUAUGGUGGCCAGUAGUUCCAUUUUCCACCCUGUCAGAUAAGUUAAUUAAUCUCUUGACUUUCUGUCAUUUACUUAAGAUUUUUGUUAUACUAUAGAAUUGUGGCAUAAAUAAAUAUAAUGAAAUGAC
Molecule: messenger RNA, 691 nt
Organism: Zophobas morio
Lineage: Eukaryota; Metazoa; Arthropoda; Insecta; Coleoptera; Tenebrionidae
Exons: 3
Coding region: 65-529 (154 amino acids)
Source: RefSeq, a predicted model, not a curated record